ACACCACUAGAUACGAUCAAAUCAACUUUCUCCUCGACGCUUCGACCACCUUUUCGCAAAUCUCCGUCGCCGCCGCCAUGGGCGACUACGGCAACGCGAUGAUGCGGAACCCGGACGCCGGCGUGCAGUCUCGUACGAAGGGACCGAACCGCGCCAACACCCUCCAACUCAAGCUCAUAGGGCAGGGCCACCCGACGGGGCUCACGUCGAACCUGCUGAAGCUGUUCGAGCCGCGGCCACCUCCGGAGUACAAGCCGCCCAUCGAGAAGCCCAAGUUGCCGGCUUAUACUGGGAUUGCACAGUUUGUGUCGCAGUUUGCAGAGCCUGGGGAUCCCGAGUAUGCGCAUCCUUUCACCAAGGGCGAGACUAGGGCUGCAAAGAAAGCAAGAAUCCGCCAGCUUAAGCUUGAAGAAGGUGCAGCAAAAGUUGCUGAAGAGCUUCAGAAGUAUGACCCACAGAGUGACCCCAAUGCCACUGGAGAUCCAUACAAAACACUCUUUGUUGCAAGACUUAAUUAUGAGACAUCAGAGCAUAGGAUUAAAAAGGAGUUUGAAGCUUAUGGGCCUAUUAAAAGGGUUCGUCUUGUGACUGACAAGGAAACAAAAAAACCCAGAGGAUAUGCAUUUGUAGAAUAUGCCCACACCCGGGACAUGAAAAAUGCAUACAAACAAGCAGAUGGAAGAAAAUUGGACAACAAGAGGCUACUAGCUGAUGUGGAGCGUGGAAGAACUGUUCCAAAUUGGCGACCCAGGAGACUAGGUGGUGGAGUUGGAUCAAGCAGGAUCGGUGCUGAAGGUGCUGACCACAAGUGUGCUGCUAGGGUGCAACAGCUUGUUGGGCAACCCAGAUCAGAGGAGCCUAGGAGGGAUGAUCAUCAUGCAGAUAGGAAUUUUGAGAAAUCUCGGAAAAGAGUGCGGGAAAAGGACCAGGAUGAAAGAACCCGUGAGCGUUCGCAUGACCGGACGUGUGAUCGUGAAUCUAGAGAAGGGAGGCACAACUGUAGAGAUCAUGAUAGGACACUGGACAAGAACCAAGGGAGGGACAGGGAAGGAAAUCGUGGGCGUGAACGUGAUCGCAGCUGUCAUGAUAAAAGUAAGCACAGGGAUCAUGGUCGUGACUAUGAUAGAAGAGGAGAGAGGCAACACAAGCGGACACAUAACCACCAUCGUGAUCGUGGCAGGGACCAUGGCAAAGAUUAUGAGCAUGCAGAUAACCGAGAUGGAGGUCGUCACUUGCAUGAGAGGGGUGCAUAUGGCAACGGUGAUCCUAGGCAUGAAAGAAAUAUGGCUGGUUAUGGUCAGGAUUAUGGCUACAAUGAGCAGCGCAAAAGUCAUGAUGCUUAUGGUUAUGGUCAAGAUGGUCUUGGCCAGGAAACUGAGCACUCAGAAGCCACAUGAGCAUGGGUACGGUACUAUCGGGAAGACCCUGGGUCAUAUCAGCACAGAACCUGGAGCCCCAGAGCAAGGUGAGGCAUACGAGAAAGGUGACUACUAAUUCCACAGAGCUCUAAGUACAAGAACUGAAGCUGCCCAGUGGAUUUCAGGUGUCCUACUGAAUGUAGAUGUCAACUCCUGCAAGCCUUUUGCGUCUUGUAUUCGCUAGUUCCAAUGUAAAAUCUGUUUUGUUUCAGGCCUGUUUGUUUCCUUGCUUUCUGUUCGCUGUCCCAACUGCAAUCAUACAAAUGCAAUAUCUGGAAACAAUGGAUUAAGGGAUUCCAUGGAUUAACAAUGUGAACUCGUGUGACGAGACUCGAGCUGGUGUUUUUUACUUUUGGUCUUUGUUUCUACUGGCCACAAACGCUUUAUUCGUGUGGCCGAAAAGAUUCACCAGAAAGGCUGAGUUACUAUUCUGA
Messenger RNA from Setaria italica (foxtail millet), 1852 nucleotides. RefSeq names its product U1 small nuclear ribonucleoprotein 70 kDa. Gene Ontology annotation, molecular function: U1 snRNA binding; mRNA binding. Lineage: Eukaryota; Viridiplantae; Streptophyta; Magnoliopsida; Poales; Poaceae. The transcript has 11 exons. Gene Ontology annotation, cellular component: precatalytic spliceosome; U1 snRNP; U2-type prespliceosome. The coding region runs from base 78 to 1397 and encodes 439 amino acids. Gene Ontology annotation, biological process: mRNA splicing, via spliceosome. The record is from RefSeq and is a predicted model, not a curated record.